Messenger RNA from Vigna angularis (adzuki bean), 1549 nucleotides. Its product is annotated as probable E3 ubiquitin-protein ligase RHC1A. Gene Ontology annotation, cellular component: cytoplasm. Gene Ontology annotation, molecular function: ubiquitin protein ligase activity. Gene Ontology annotation, biological process: protein ubiquitination. Bases 309 to 1322 code for a protein of 337 amino acids. NCBI's taxonomy places the organism in Eukaryota, Viridiplantae, Streptophyta, Magnoliopsida, Fabales, Fabaceae. The transcript has 2 exons. The record is from RefSeq and is a predicted model, not a curated record.
AACAAACGCGGUAAAAAAAAUGGCCGUGUUUGAUUAAUUAUUCCAUGAAAACUGCUGAUAGUUUGUGUUGGAAAUUCCACUAUGUUUCUUUUCUCCCACUAAGAAUUUUACUUUAAUUUAUUGUAUAAAAGAAAGAGUCACAACACGAAUUCUGAAGUGGUAAAAUCAAGACUUUUGCAUCAGUGGAACCAACUUCAGAAGCAUAAAAGGUCAUCUUCUCUCUCCCUCUCCCUACUUUCUCUCUCUUUUGCCUCAAACUCCGAAUCUUCAGAUUUACAGAUUAAAGAAUCCUGUUAAAAAAUAAAAAGAUGUCAAGUGGAGCAACGCACUGGUGUUAUGCGUGCAGACAACCAAUUGUGCUUGAUGGGGGAGACACUCUCUGUCCUUACUGUGAUGGAGGUUUUGUACAAGAACUUGAUGAGUUGCGAGGAGCAGCACCUGCACCCCAGCAUUCAUAUUCUUCAUCACAGUCCGGAGAGUUUCAUCAAAUGCCUGACCUUUUUGAUGCUAUACAUGCUUUCAUGGGGCAAAGAGGUUCUGACCAGAGAUUCGGGCUUAUGGAUGCUGUUGAUAAUUUCAUGAGGCAUAGAAUGGCUGGAAGAAACUCAAACUUUGAUGUUAGAGCAAGGUCGGGUUCUUUCCCAGCUCCUGAACAGAGUUGGGGUGUUUUCAGUUCUGGUCCUUAUUUAAUAUUUCAUGGUCAAGUUCCUGGAUUCUCCUUGGCCACUGGCAGCCCAAGAGGUGGUCCUAGGCGUGUUGAUUUUGGUGAUUACUUUAUGGGUCCUGGACUGGAAGAACUCAUUGAGCAACUCACCAUGAAUGACAGGCGAGGUCCACCACCGGCAGCACGUUCUUCGAUCGAUGCUAUGCCUACUAUUAGGAUAACACAGGCACAUCUUCGCUUGGAUUCACACUGUCCAGUUUGUAAAGAUAAAUUUGAACUAGGCACUGAAGCCAGAGAGAUGCCAUGCAACCAUAUCUACCAUUCUGACUGCAUUGUUCCUUGGUUGGUUCAGCAUAACUCGUGUCCUGUUUGCCGUGUUGAGUUGCCACCUCAAGGACAGGUUAGUUCCCGCAGUGCUCGAAGUUUUGGAGGAAGGAAUGCCAGCACCAGCAGUGGCACUGACAGCAGCUCCAGGAGCAGGGAGAACAGCAGCCCUCAGAACCAUGGAAGGAGAAACCCCUUAUCAUUUUUAUGGCCAUUUCGCUCCUCUUCUAGCUCAAACAAUAGUCAUUAUUCUGAGACUGGUGGAAGCAGCUCUUCAACCACUCCUGAUCAGAAUAAUGGAACGAGUUAUAGUGGAUGGCCUUUUGAUCACUAGAAGUCAACCGUUUCUUCUCAUGGAUAAGUAUAAUUUCCUGUCUAAUAAUGCUUGUAAUUUAAAUUGCCAAGAGUUUAUCAAGAUUGUUUUUCAAACUUAAGCUUAUGUAAGGAAGAUAAGAUAGAGGCUUCUUAAAAUCUUUGUACAUGAAAUUGUCUGUUCAGUUGAAUCUCUUUGAAACUUCAACGUUUCAUCUGUCAUUAUGCAGUUUGAUUGUUUCUUUCUGC